Molecule: messenger RNA, 3469 nt
Organism: Paecilomyces variotii
Lineage: Eukaryota; Fungi; Ascomycota; Eurotiomycetes; Eurotiales; Thermoascaceae
Exons: 1
Coding region: 46-3342 (1098 amino acids)
Biological process (GO): regulation of ribosomal protein gene transcription by RNA polymerase II
Cellular component (GO): nucleus
Molecular function (GO): protein binding; sequence-specific DNA binding; DNA-binding transcription factor activity
Source: RefSeq, a predicted model, not a curated record
CCUGCUUUGGUUCUUCAGCCUCAGUAUCCUGGCAGCAGCGUUGUCAUGUCGUCGUCGCAGACCAUGACAGCGCCAGCGGUGGGCCGUCGUCCUCCUGACCCGGGUCCGGACAUGGCUCUCUACGACUAUGCCGCUACAAAGCCCCAAGACAACAUCUCCUCCCCGCGCGACGACUCCGCAAUGCGCGCCCUGCAUAAUUCUGCCUUCGACGACAUAGAUGGCUCCCAGGACGACCUCGCCGCUCUCACCGGUGCUGCAGGAACCGCAAUGGACCCGGAACAUGCCCCUGGUCUCGCCGUAUCGGGGGAACCGCAGACGCAGUCCGACGUUGACAAGCAGUCCGCCGCCAGCUCCCUUCUCGCUCAACUCCUCGGGAAUCAGAAUCAGCCAUCAGGAACGCCAGCGCAAGGGAACCAACCGGAACAACAGCAGUCAGUUGACGUUUCGCAAGAAAAUGGUCUGUCUCAGGGCCAGUCCUCGAGAGAGCAGCCGGAGCAGUCGAUAGAGCUGCAGACAACCGAAACGCAGGAUGCAAUACUUUCCAGACCUGAUCCGCAGAACUUUUCGAAUGAGAAUCAGAUACAAAACGGCUCAGAGGACCAGCAGAACGGCGAUCGGAUGAUAAAGGAGGAGCCCGUUUCGGGGACACUGGACUUCCCGGCACUCGAUGGAGACCGUCCGCUCAUGAAGCAGGACCAACAACAUACGGACUUAUUCCCUUCUUUCGACAUGACUGCGCCCCCGAAAGAUGCACUCGAGGCGCUUCAGCAGAACGAGAUGCUCACUGCAAACUUCCUGUCUCAAGGCCUUGAUAUGUCUUCGCUGCCCGAGAUACCCGGAUACUCGCAAGCCUAUCACGACGCAACGACAUCCAUUGCCGGCUCCGAACCCCGUAUCCAAGCCUUCGCAAAACUCGAAUUCGAUGAUGGCCACUUCUACGUAAACACCUACUCCUUUACUCUCGGGCGCGAUGUUCGAGCGGCCCGAGCAGCCUUCCAACGGGAACUACAAGCACGACAAGCCAUGGGAAGGGCAUCCCGGACGAAGAGCUCGAGUGGUGGCAACACAUCUCACACACCCAACCGUGUGAAACGUGAAGGUAGCGCCAUAAUAGGUAGCGUUGUCAGUGAUCGAGGCGGUAUUAUGGGGUUUGAUCCGGACGUCCCUCCGCAUAUGCCUGCGCAAAGAAGCAGGAGAUCCUCAAACUCGUCCUUUGCAGAAUCUGGGGCCUUACAUGCCACACCGGCUCAACUACAAGCCAAUCAUACGGAUUACAAUGCCCUCGCUUUGCAGUCCCUUUACGAAGGUAGCGGAGACGCAAAACCUGUGGAUACGUUAGCUUUGCUCCCGUCGCCUGACGCCUGUCCUACGAUCCCAAUUCACCCGCCUGCUACCGCUGAUGGUAGCGCAGCUGGACACCGAGGGAUCUCAAGGAAACACGUAAAAAUCGCCUACAAUUUCGACAAGAAUUUCUUCGAGAUGGAAGUCAUCGGAAGAAACGGUGCCUUCAUUGGAGCUGACUGGCUGGCUCCGGGUCAGAUCAGACCACUACACAGUGGAGAUUAUAUCCAAAUAGGAGGAGUGCGGAUACGUUUCUUGCUGCCGGAUGUACCAAUUGGAGAAACUGGAGCUGAAAGAGCUGAAGAGUCUUUCAUGGAGGAAGAAGAAAAGGCCAUCACUGCAACCUCCGUGGCUGAAGAAAGCGCGGUUGGAAACGAGAUAGAAGCCACCGGAGAAGCUGAAAGCGACGUUGGAGAAGACAAAGACCAGUCAAAGGUGACUAAGAUAGUCUUCAAGAACAAGGAGUCGGAUGCAUCGCAACCAAGACCAUCCGUCGAAGACACUCCGGACUCGUCACAGCAACCUGUAAAGCGGCGUGGUCCUGGACGCCCGCCGAAGGAUGGCAUCAUGUCAAAGCGUGAACGUGCAGAGAUCGCAAGAGAGCAAAAACUUGCUGCGAAACGUGAGGCGAAUGGCGGAGUCACCCCGCCUCCCUCAAGCAGAUCGAAGGUUGGACGGCCACGGAAAGAUUCCGAUGGUGAUGAAGCCAGUAUCAUCAAGCCCGAGAAACGGAAAUACACCAAGAGGAAGAGAUCUGAUGGUACUUACGUGGAUGUCCCGAUUCCUUCGACAGAGGGUGGAGAUCCAGCCCUCCCGAUGCCUCAGGAAGAAUAUCCCAAGCCUCCUCCCGUCAAGAAACGCAAGCCAUCGCGAUCACCGUCUCCGAACUACCCUCCAGAGUCUGCCUAUACCCCUGAGGACCUGGCGAAGCCGCCUUACAAUUACGCUGUUCUGAUUUUCGACGCUCUGACCGAAUCACCCACUCCAAUGACCUUGAAGCAGAUCUAUCGAGCUCUCAAGCUCAAAUACCCUUAUUUCCGCUUCAAGUGCGAAACAGAAGGCUGGACGUCCAGUGUACGGCACAAUCUUAAUGGUAAUAGCCACCUGUUUAUGCAUGCUGAGCGAGACGGGAAAGGCUGGUCCUGGCAACUUCGUCCGGGCGCGUCGGUCGAGAAAGAGAAGAAGAGAAGGCCCUCGCCUCCUCCACCAUCCCAACCUACGAAUACUACAGUUGGUGCGCAGCAUUACAUGCCGCCUCCGAGCCAGAACUAUUCCAAUCCACAGAGCGUGCCAGCCCAUCUCAGGAAUCAGCAGUACCAGUUUCCAUCGAUGCCGACGAAUCCGUACAAUCCUCCAGCGCCUACACCUCAACAUACAAGCCCUUACGCUCCCCAGUCGCCGUUCCCCAUCACCAAUCCUUUGCGAAAUAAUCUUCCACCUGCGUUUGCCCAGACUACACCUUCUACCUACACAUCUCCUUACGCAUCCGACCCGCCACCACAGCUCACACAACUCCAGCAGCAGCAACAACAGCAACCACAGCAGCAACCACAACAACAGCCGCAACAACACCAACCUCAGCUACCUGGAGGGGUGCCAAUGCAGCAACACUCCCCCUAUGCACCACAGAUCCCGCCCCAGCUGUCGAACAUCAAUCCUCAGCAGCAAGCUCCGCCACAGCAACAAGUUCCGCCGGCACCACCGCCAAUGCAGCACCAAGCCUCCCAUCCACCGGAGCCGAGUCCGAUGCCCAUGGACAACCAAGAUACUCUUUCUUUCAAUGAGCGAGCCAACAAGGCCAUUGACGACUUCGAAGCUGUGCUCAUGGAAGACUAUGAGGACAAAAACUAUAUCCGUGAAGUUCUCAAGAGUGCUCGUGCUCGUGCUCUGGGCCAUGCUCAAGAAAGCUCCUUCCCUGGCGGUGAGCCGAAGGACGAAGCAGUCCUUGUCGAUGCGUUGAAGAACUUGAUCGGAAGUUUGAAAGAGGAAGGUAGUAAUUGAGGUCGAUCGGCUUCUGAGAUUGACUGAUACUCUCGAAGGACAAUGUACUCAUUCUUCGAGAGAUGUCCUUCGACUUCUUGCUGCCGUUCGCACUCCUUUAUUGAACGAUUUACGAACUGGGCAUAUG